GAUAUUUUUAUUAAUUAUUAAAGGUUUCCUAAGUAUUUAUAAUGACCUAUUCUUUAUGAGCUUACAAUAUUUUGUAUUAUACAGCUUCCGCCAGAAGAAACAAGCAUUUAAUGCGACUAUUGGCUACAUGUUAUCGUUGCUGUUAUAUAACACCUUGUAAACAUAAUUCAUCUUUUAUCACAAUAACAUAAAGUUUAGUCAAUGAAGCUGAUAUAAUUAUCAUAAUUUAAAUAACAUACCAUUGAUAACGUCGUUUGCUACAAGAUUUUGGGUUUUCCAUUCUUAUUUCGAAUUUGAAAUACAUAGUAAUAAUGGCUUUGAAAGUACAGACUGUUUUGGGACUUGUUGAUCCCAGCGAGCUGGGCAGAACUCUUACACAUGAACACUUGUCUAUGGAGUUUACACAUUUCUACCGCCAACCACCAAAAGAGAUAGCAGACAAAUUUGACACUGGAUAUGUUGUUGAAAAACUUGGAUACUUACGACAAUACCCGUAUCAUUCACGAAAUAAUUUGCUUCUCAAUGAUCAAGAUGCAAAUUCUGCUGUAUUGUUUGAUAUGCACGAUUUUCAACAGAGAGGAGGAGGUACAAUUGUUGAGAACACAACAGAAGGAAUCAAGAGGGAUGUAACAUUUCUAAAGCGUGUAUCAGAAGAAACUAAGGUCCACAUAGUUGCUGGAACCGGGUUCUACAUAGCGGAUACUCAGGAGAGCAACUUACUGAAAUACACUGAAGAGGCGUUGUACAAUCAUAUGUUGAAAGAGUUGACUGAAGGUUGCAUUGACAAUCCAUCUGUAAAAGCUGGAUUUAUGGGGGAGAUUGCUAGUGUUUGGCCUAUCAAGGAUUUUGAACGCAAAGCGAUAAAGGCAGCUGGUGAGCUACAGGCGCAGCUGGGUUUCCCUGUCAGCUACCACCCUCACCGAGUGCCCGAGGCCCCGUUUGAGAUCAUCAGAUUGUACCUGGAGGCCGGUGGCAGACCUGACAAAGUUGUUAUGUCACAUUUAGACAGAACCAUCUCAAACCCAGAAACACUACUAGAAUUCUCUGACCUGGGGACGUACUGCCAAUUCGACUUGUUUGGUACUGAGGUCUCAUACUACCAACUCAAAAACGAUAUCUAUAUGCCGUCUGACGCCCAGAGAAUAGAAAUGGUACGACAUCUAGUGGACAAUGGCAAAGUGGACAGAAUACUGAUGUCUCAUGAUCUCCACACUAAGCAUAGACUGAUAAAAUACGGAGGACAUGGCUACAGCCACAUAUUCUCAAACAUUCUCCCGUGGAUGAAGAUCAAAGGUUUCUCACAGGAAACCAUAGAUACCAUCACUAUACAGAACCCUGCAAGAUGGUUAGCUAUUAAGAUAUAAUCAAGAAUAAUAAUUAAUUGUAUUAUUCUUAUAUUUAUAUGCAUUUUGCCUUUGCUACAAAUAUAUUAAAUAAAAAUAUA
Aricia agestis (brown argus) is the source of this 1444-nucleotide messenger RNA. Its product is annotated as phosphotriesterase-related protein. Gene Ontology annotation, molecular function: zinc ion binding; hydrolase activity, acting on ester bonds. The transcript has 6 exons. NCBI's taxonomy places the organism in Eukaryota, Metazoa, Arthropoda, Insecta, Lepidoptera, Lycaenidae. The record is from RefSeq and is a predicted model, not a curated record. The coding region runs from base 312 to 1364 and encodes 350 amino acids. Gene Ontology annotation, biological process: catabolic process.